This is a messenger RNA of Acanthopagrus latus (yellowfin seabream), 4527 nucleotides long. RefSeq names its product protein phosphatase 1 regulatory subunit 3C-B-like. The transcript is spliced from 3 exons. The record is from RefSeq and is a predicted model, not a curated record. The coding region runs from base 210 to 1190 and encodes 326 amino acids. Gene Ontology annotation, molecular function: protein phosphatase 1 binding; glycogen binding. Lineage: Eukaryota; Metazoa; Chordata; Actinopteri; Spariformes; Sparidae. Gene Ontology annotation, cellular component: protein phosphatase type 1 complex. Gene Ontology annotation, biological process: regulation of glycogen biosynthetic process.
CCUCUCUCUCGGUGGGGGGCGUGUCCAGCGCGCGGACAGGGACCGCCGAUCGUCCUUAAAAUGGCCGAAAUAUAAAAGACGCAGAAAUAAAGAUAAAGACGAGAAAGAGGAGCUGUGGACCCGGCCGCCGCGCUCUGAAGGGCACCUGAGUGGACCGAAGUGGACCGAAGUGGAUUCUUGUGGAUUCUACUGAGAGUAAAACUUUUUCGAUGAACUGCACCAGGUUCCUCCACAUCCUGAGCCCUGGGGGUCGGUCUCCCAUCAUGCCCGUGGACAUGGCCGUGAGGAUCUGCCUGGCCAGCUCUCCCCCUCUCCGCUCCUUCCUUGGUAACUACGACAACCCUCUGCUGAAGCGCUGUGAACCGCUGAGACCCUGUUUAUCCAACGUCGCUGCAUCAACCAUGACCUCGACGUCAGCGAGCGCAGAGCUCAGCGGCGGCCUGGUGUGGAUGAAGAGGAAGAAGAAGAAGAACGUGGUGUUUGCAGACUCUCGUGGCCUCGCACUUACCGCCGUCCACAUCUUCAGUGAGGCAGACGACUUCCCGCUGACCGAGCUGCAGUUCCACCUGACGGAGAUAGAGGGCGCCACAACAGGAGACGGCAGAGAAGCAGCAGAUUGUGGUCCAGGCCUUAUGCUGGACUUCAUCCAGCCAGCUGCAGACUAUCUGGACCUGAGGAACCGACUCAAAGCUCAGCAGGUGUGUCUGGAGACCUGUUCUGUGAAGGACCGUCUGUUGUCAGGCACCGUCCAGGUCCGAAACCUCUCCUUCGACAAGUCUGUCUCGGUCCGGAUCACCUUUGACUCGUGGCGCUCCUUCCAGGACGUUCCCUGUCUGUACCUGAACAACAUCUACGGCUGCCCCGACAUCGACACCUUCUCCUUCUCUGUCUCGGUACCUGAGCUCAUAGAUCCUUCCGACACAGUGGAGUUCUGCAUCCAGUACCAAACUCAGGACCACACCUUCUGGGACAACAAUCAGGGGAACAACUAUGGGCUUGUAGUGGUGGACCCAAAUGGCAGCCUGACCCGGAACACUGAGAGCACCGCUGGGGUGGAGAUCCAGAGGGACCGCGGUGUGGAGAAGGAGGAGAUGGCGUUUGACCCCUUUGGAAGUCCCCGGACAUCAACAGGGAUCUUCCCUGAGUGGCAGAGCUGGGGUCAUGUUGAGACCAGCGCCCCCUACUGGUGAGACCACCAGAGGACAUAUUUUUAAAGUUGCACUCAGUUUUGUUGUUUGAAAGCCACCGGACCCUCACGUGAGCACUGAUACCCUCCAGACGAGUUGGUAGCAAACACUCAAGUCACUUUAGCUGCCUGAACAUGAAGUCUUUAAAGUCUUAAUGAAAGUCAGUGUCAACAUCUGGAGUCUGUCUGGACAGAGACUGAGCCAGAUGUGGCCUGAGUAUUGCACACUGGAGCUGACUCAACAAGGAGAGCCCGACUUGGCUCACAUCUGGUCCUCCUGAGCAGGAUUUCAUCCAAGGGUGCCGACAGUCAGCCACAAUUAAUGGGGAUUAAUACGUGCUCAAAGCUUCCCAAGAAUUCAGUAGAUUGCAAGGCACUUUCAAGCACCUUCAAGCACCUUUGUUGCAGUCCAGGAAUCUGUAACAACUAGACCCUCACACCAAAAACCUCAGACUGGGUCUGGAGUGAGCCUGUCCAGAUUUUAUCCCUCUUAAGACCACCAGAGAGUGGAAGGAUUCAGCCAAGUCAACAUCUGGAUGUGUCCAGGUGCUGAAGUUGGACCACAGCUGGCCUCUCCAGAAAACAAGUUCCACUACCCUGUAAGAAGCCUGGAUGACCUCAUCAUUUAUACGUUUCACGAGGAAUCAGUUGAAACGGUUUCCAAAGGAUUCUAUCACUUUCACGAGUAUCCAGAGUCUCACAAGUGAUUUCUUAAACCUACCUAAUGAUCCAUGAUCGGUUUAAGGUGGUACCACAUGUCCUCAGAACCUCCACAAGGGUUCUUUAACAUUUUUUAGAUUCACAACAUUUGGCUCCACUCAUCAGCUUUUCACAGGAGUGUUUAAACACGUUCAGUGGUUUGUAUUCUUGACACAAAGGAUGAAUUAAAAGAGACUUCAUGUUCUCCGGCGGACAGUUAGUGACCAGCUCCUGGUUCUGGAUGAUUGGAGCAGGAUUUGGGUCCAAGGAUGCGACACGUUCCUCUGUAGCUCUUUGGGUGUCUUUUACUGCAGUUUUCACUUUUAUUUCCUGUUUUCUCUUCCAUAAUGAUUCAUUCAGAGCAGAAACCCUUCAGGAUGUGAGUCCUGAACCAGCAACCAGGAUCACUGUGUUCUAAAGAUUCAAGGUGCCUGAAACCAGUCCGACAUCCAGUCAGGCGUCCAGGGAUUGUAGCAGUAGAAAAAAGAUUCCAGUUUUAUAGAUUUGGUCUGUGGAUUAAAACUGUAAAUUCUUCUCUGGGUCCAUGUUGGGACACUGUGUAGAACCCUUGAUGCCUUCAGGCUCAGUUCACCUUUAAUUUGGUCCAAAGAUCUGUGGACUUGUUAAGGUUUAGAUCCGAAGUCUCGUCUCAGAGUAUUUUAUCUCCGCUGCAGAAGUUUAGUGAUGACUGUAAGUACUUCAGACAACAGUUGAGCCCAUGACAGCUCGGUUCUGAGGGGCGGGGGUUCGGAUUCAGUCCCACCUGAUAAGCACUUUUUGGUCCCUUCUCACAUUUCAUAGAAAUGUUCAUACCUUGGUGACCUGGUUUAAACAGGUUAACAGCAGAGUGAGCAUCUGUUCUGAGUGUCAGUGUGACACUAAACCACAAACUGAACCCACCAGAACUCCGUGAGAAGAACCUGCACUUUAGUUCUUAUUGGUCCUUCAGCUUUAGAAUCUGCUGUUGAUGCGAGACAACACAUGCUUUGAAAUAUUAUCAUGAGUGAUGGUGGUACCGGGUCACAUUCAGAACAUAUACAGGGAUAUAUUCUGAUGCUAAUGACAUCACGAUUAAACAACAGGCAGGGACGGGACUUAGAGCCAGACCUCCACCUCUGUAACCAUGCACAAACAGGUCUGGAGCCCAGAAACAGAGCUGCUGCUCUGGAGUCUGGGUCGAAGUGUCUCAGCCUCUCUGAUUGGUUAGACUCUGACUUUUCUUAUUUAUAGAGAGGCCAAGCCCCGCCCCUUUCUGUACGCCACCAGGAAGUGUUUCAGCCCUGACAUCCGAGUGAGCGGCGAGGUGAAAGGUCAAAGGUUCUCUUUUAUUAAGUUUUAUUUCUUUGUUUUCACAUUAGCGUGAGGCUGUGGUGUUCCUGUUCCCCUGGUAACAGGUAGUUAGUAUGUUGUCACGGUAACUGCUGUAGAUGGAGACCUAAAGGUAAACCUGAACUUCCUGUUAGCUCCUGUAGCCAUACCAGUCAAAAAAGCCUUUUCUAAGCUGUGUGUGUGUGUUGGGGGGAUGUAUAAAGAAUGUGACAGGAGGUUUGGGACCGAUGUGAAGUGAAUGUGUUUAAAGUGAACUCAUGUUGCUGAUUUGAUUUGGCUGCUGGUGACCUCGUGCUGUGUUCAAGUCACGUCAGGUUUAUUUUAUAUAACACCCGGUGCCUUGUAGUGAUGAAUGUGGGCGGGGUUUCCGGGGGGGGUUCAAGGGGUGUGGCUCCAAAACUACCAAGGUAAGGGUCAUGUUAUGGCUAGCAAGCUAGUCUGCUAGCACAUUUUAGCUCUUUGAGCUAUUAUUCUGGCUGAUGUCAACCGUAACAUUCAGUUUUUAUUGUGAUCAAUAUUUUGAUCUACAUGUUUCAAAAUGAAUUAAUUUAUCGAGAAAGAAGUUUGUUGUGUUUUUACUGCAGCACCUUAGCUACAAUGCUAACGUUGCUAGCUGCAGACAGCUACAUUUCAAAGACUCAGCGUUUUUGUAAUAAUCAGGUUAAUCAGUAACACCUUAGUAACCAUCAUUAAUACAUCGUACAUUUAGAGUAAAUUAAGUGUUUGUUAUAUCUUUUUGACUACAAACAAACAAUUACAUAUUUUAUAAAUCAUUUAUAAAGAUAUUGUCUAUUGUAAAAUUCCAGCUGAUGUAAAUAAAACUCUGAUAAUGUGUGUUAAUAAAUCCUGUUGUUCAUCUGUAAACACCAGUGUCAUAAAGAUGAUACUGGUGUUUUUAAAGUCAGAAUAUCUCAAUAAAUGAUUUAUAAACUUAACUAUGCAGGUAAUCAUAAAGUGUUAGCAGCAAAUCUCUGAGUUAUGACGCUCAUCAGGUUUCCUCCCGUCUGUCAGCUCAGUGUUCAGCAGUGAGAUUUAAAGUUCUUUAUUCCGACGUGACCUGAACGCACCACUUCAUCCACCGGUUAGCCAGAGUUAGCUUGUGCUAAAUUAACAGACAUGAUUAAUGGCAUUUAACAUGGCUAGAUAGUAAGCUAGCUGGCUGCUAGCAUUGGCGACUGUACUGUAGCAAGGCUAUAUUGUAAAGUGCAAUGGAAUGAUGAUGUCAUGAUGUUACGAUGUAAGCAUGAAGUGAGUGACUGUUCCUUAUAUGUGUGUCCUUUCAUAAUAAAAGUCUAAUGUUUAUAGCGUUCAAA